UGCAGAUAAUAUUGUCAAAAGGCCAGAAGUAUACACACUGUUAACAAUCGAUAAUGUGUAAGCACUGGUGGGUGGGUGGCCGUUCUCGCUCAAGUGGAGAUCCAACCUACCACUUACUGUCACCCACUGAACGUUAAGUAGUAGUGCAAUACGAGUUUUAAUAUUAAAUUAGUUAUUGUUUUACAUCGAAAUCACCGCUAAGAUGGAUACUCAAUUCUACACGACCCAUGUUAAGCAGUCUACUGCCAUCAAUUUGAGCGAUACAGGAUGUUUGUUAUAUCCAACAGAACGCAAUCUAAUUGUUUCAAAAUUGAAUUGUAUAGAAAUGUACAUAGUUAAUGAAAAUAGCCUUUUAUUUCUAACAAAAAAGGAAUUAAACGGAAAAAUUGAAAUAAUGAAAGUCUUUAGACGUCCAAACACGAAUAAAGAUUUGAUAUUCGUAGUAACUUCUGAAUAUAAUGCAAUGAUUUUGGAAUUUAAUAAGGCAUCUGAUGAAAUUCAAAUUAUUAUAAAAGGUCAUUGUAAUGUGUUUGAAGAUAAUCGGGUUGUAACAGGUUUCAUUGCCACAAUUUCUCCUCGUUCAAACGUAGCCUUGUUAUAUUUAUUUAAAGGAAUAUUUAAAACCAUACCAUUAAACCAAGAUAAACUUAAAAUACAUAAUAUUUUAACAAGUCAGACAAAUAUUCAAGGUAUUGGUUUUUUGCAUGGUUUUUAUUGUCCUACUUUUGCAUUCGUUUAUAAAAACGACAGAGGUCGAUACAUUAAAUUGAAAGAAAUUAAUUUUAAUUGGAAAAAUUGUAACAAGAGUUAUUCGAAAUUUGAAUUGAUUGAAAAUGAAACUGCAUUGGUCAUUCCUGUUCUUUAUCCUUUCUAUGGAGCCCUUAUUGUUAAUGAAAAUUCCAUUAUUUAUCAUAGUUGCUCUGAAAAAGAUAAUUCUAUUAAUGUUAAAUUAGAACAGAAAAUUGAAAUUCAAUGUUAUACUAUAGCGAAUAUGCUCGGAAAUAAAUAUUUAAUUGGAGACAAAACUGGAACUUUGUAUUGCUUAAUUUUAGAGCAUAUAGCAUUACAUACCGGAAAACAUAAAGUUUUUGGUAUACAACUAUAUAACUUAGGAGAAAUUAGUAUACCUACUUCACUAACAUAUUUAUAUAACAAAUUAUUUUUUUUUGCAUCUAAAUACGGCGACUCUCAAUUUGCUAAAUUAAAUUAUACAUAUCGUGAAGAAAAUUGUAUGUCCGUAAAAGUGUUAGAGAAACAUCUUAAUUUAGGGCCAAUUGCUGACAUGUGCAUAGUUGAUACUAGCCAAUAUGGUCAUCAGCAAAUUGUUACUUGUUCAGGGGCAUAUAAAGAUGGAUCACUUAGAGUUAUAAACAAGGGAGCAGAGAUUCAACAGAUAGCCACUAUUAAUUUGAGUGGAGUUAUAGGAAUUUGGACUUUAGGUUUUGAUACUGAAAGUAAAAAAGAUGAUACAGUAGUAUUAUCUUUUGUUUGGCAUAGUAAAAUUUUAGCCUAUAAUCAUGACGAGGUUGAAGAAAUAUAUGUUGAAGGUUUUGCAUCUGAAAUAAAUACACUUUACUGUGGUAAAAUAUAUGGAAAUAUGGUUCAAAUAACACCUAAAAGUGCUCGGUUAAUUUGUAUGAAGUCGAAGAAAUUAAUCUAUGAAUGGAGUAUCCCAGAUUCCAGAAAUAUUAAUAAUGCAACAUGUUGUGGCCAACAAGCGGUUUGCUCUGCAGGAAAGGAUCUAUAUUACAUAUUUAUUGAAAAGAAAACAAUCGUUCUAAGAAGGCAUUUUAAAUUAGAACAUGAUAUAUCUUGUCUAGAUAUUAAUUUAAUUAAUAUCAAUGAUUUUAUGGUUUCGCUUGCUGUUGGUUUAUUGGCAGACACAUCAAUAAAAAUAUUUUUACUUCCAAAUUUUAAAACAUUAAUAAAUGAAUCUUUAUUGGAAGGAGAUGUUCCUCGAUCGUUAUCCAUAGUUACAUUAGAAAAAUUUAAUUACUUAUUUUGUGCAAUGGGAAAUGGGAAUGUAUGUUAUUUUGACAUAAGUUUUGAACUUAGUAAAUUAUUGAAUAAAGUGGAGAUUGAACUUAGUACCCAACCAGCUUUAUUCGCAAAGUUUGUAUGUGAAUCAGAUAUGUUUAUAUGUUCGAAAUACUCAAUUUUAAUUGAAUCAAAUAACAAUAGAUUGGUCUUCACCAAAGUACUUAAUUCAUAUAAAAUUAAUAAUAUAUGCAAGAUCAACACGGAUAAUAAUUCCAAUAGAGUGAUUCUGGCUACAGACAACUCUAUUAUUUUUGGUACUAUUGAUACAAAGGAAAAAUAUCAUGUGCGAACUAUUCCCCUAGGAGAAUCUCCUCUACGAAUCGCAUACCAAAAAGAAAGCAAGACAUUUGGCAUAUUAACUUCCAAAACAUAUUUAAAAAGUAAAAUUAGAAGUGGAUGUAUUCAGCCUAGUGCUAGUAAUAUUACACAAAAUAUUUCUUCUUCAAAUGAAGAUCAUGUUAUGAUUCAGGAAGAUUUGAUAAACAGAAGCAAAAUAAGAUUAUUUAAUAACAAUCCAGAAAUAGUAAUCAAUAAUAUGAUUAUAUUAAAUGAAGAUAAUUUUGAUGUUUUACAUGUAUAUCAAUUACAUAACAAAGAACAUGCGUUAUGUAUUAUAUCAGCUAAAUUUCCAAACGAUCCAGAUACUUAUUAUAUACUGGGAACGGGUACGAAAACAGGUCAAUGUCAAAAUCCUAAUAACGGACGAAUCGUUGUUUUUCAUUUUGAUUCUACUUCAUCAAUAUUGACUACUAUACAUGACGAAGAUAUUGAUGGUUGUUGUCAUAGUUUGACUGUAAUUGAUGACAUGCUUUUAGCUAUAAUUGAUAACACAUAUAAGCUAUCUUUGAGGAACUUCUAUUAA
Molecule: messenger RNA, 2902 nt
Organism: Melanaphis sacchari
Lineage: Eukaryota; Metazoa; Arthropoda; Insecta; Hemiptera; Aphididae
Product: DNA damage-binding protein 1-like
Exons: 16
Coding region: 203-2902 (899 amino acids)
Biological process (GO): DNA repair; proteasome-mediated ubiquitin-dependent protein catabolic process
Cellular component (GO): nucleus; site of double-strand break
Molecular function (GO): nucleic acid binding; protein binding
Source: RefSeq, a predicted model, not a curated record